This is a messenger RNA of Poecilia reticulata (guppy), 4482 nucleotides long. It is a transcript of the gene plpp5, whose product is annotated as phospholipid phosphatase 5. Lineage: Eukaryota; Metazoa; Chordata; Actinopteri; Cyprinodontiformes; Poeciliidae. Gene Ontology annotation, molecular function: phosphatidate phosphatase activity. Gene Ontology annotation, biological process: phospholipid metabolic process; phospholipid dephosphorylation. Gene Ontology annotation, cellular component: membrane. The record is from RefSeq and is a predicted model, not a curated record.
UUAGCUUCACUUGCAGCUACCCUCUUCCGUGACACCUCUGUUUCCUCAAAUAUCUCCAGUGGCUGCAGAAAAAGAGGGAUGCUGAGGCUCGUUUUGUGUUAAAUUAACGCGUUAAAUCAAGUAUGGAGAGAUGAAUUUCGGCCUGUUUAAGUAAAGAAGUGGCAGGAUGAUGUUUGCUGUUGACUGAAGUCCAAACCAAGAACCAAAAUGAAGAGGAGACUGCUGCAAGGUUUCCUGUCGGAAAUCUCCAUCCGGUUUGCUCUUCUGUUUGUGUUCCUCGUGACGGAGCAGCUCCCUCCUUUCUACCGGGAGAUCCAGGCUGAGGAGAUGUGGCUGUACAAGUUCCAUCGCGUGGAGUCGGACCACGUACCAACCUCUCUCAUGUUUGGUGUGGCUGUUUUAACCCCCCUGAUUAUAAUCCUGGUUUUUAACCUGUUGAGAAAGUCUGAGCAUGGCGAUCUGAGAGAAGCCUCUCUGGCUGUGACUCUGACUCUGGUACUCAAUGGAGUUUUUACCAACGUCAUCAAACUUGUUGUUGGCAGGCCGAGGCCAGAUUUCUUCUAUCGCUGUUUCCCAGACGGUCAGAUGAACUUGGAGCUGCGCUGCAGCGGUGACCCAGAUGUUGUCAUAGAGGGACGAAAAAGCUUUCCCAGCGGACACUCCUCCUUUGCUUUUGCAGGUUUGGGUUUCACAGCGCUGUACAUCGCAGGAAAGCUGCGCUGCUUCAGUCCGGCUGGCCAAGGCAGAGCAUGGCGGCUAUGUGCCUUCCUCACGCCUUUGCUCAUCGCAGCUGUUAUCGCUCUUUCCAGAACCUGCGACUACAAGCACCACUGGCAAGAUGUGUUAGUCGGGUCCAUGUUGGGCCUGGCCUUCGCCUGGCUCUGCUACAGGCAGCACUUUCCUCCGCUUCAGGACCCGAACUCCCACAGACCGAUCCGUCAGAGAGAGACUGUCCCCGCGGCGCAAGAGCGCAAGUUGGCCAACUCCAACUUCCUCCUGCCUCUGUAGAGCCGCUGCGACCUGAACACUUUCCACGGGAUUACAAUGAGAUCCGUGGAGUUAUGGUUUUCAGAAUGGUUGGGGUGGAAACUUUGUUAAUGUUUAUAUUUAUUGUUGGUUAUUAUCGCUGCAGCUUUUGAAGUUUCUAUGAUUGUGAAUGAAUUAAUUACCAAAUCAUUAACGGUUCUAAUUAAGCAAACUGAAAGUGUCAUAACAUACCGGAUAUUUUAGUUUCAUGGUUCGACUUGAGUCUCCACCUGGCCCAGUUCUGUGCCUUUAGGUUACAUCAACUGAGCCAAUUUAACUACACAACCACUGCAGAAGCUUAUCUGCAUUAGCCAUUAUUUGGUGACUUGAUUGUUUAUCUUGCAACUUUUUAAAUGAGCAGAUAUACAGACAUGAGAUCUGUUUUUUUUCCAUUAGUCUUUAUUCUUGACUGAAUAGAAGAUUUGUGGUUUUAAGGGUCUGUUCCAUAACAAUGCAAUCUUCUGGUAUUGAAGUGGUCGCAACACUGCAAAAAUACAAAACUUACCAAGUAUUUUUGAUCUAGUUUCCAAUCAAAUAUCUUAGUCCACUUAAAAUAAGACUAAACUAACUUACAAGUAACUUUUCAGCUAUGUAUAGGAGCUUGUUUUCAAUAAGUAACUGCUUACUAUUGAUGAACAAUGACUAGUUCCAUAACAUGGAAACAUUUUUUCCAUGUUAUAAGUGAAAUAAUCGACCAGUGGAAUUAGCAUAUUUUGAUCAUUAAUAAGGAAUUAUUGACUUAAAACAAGCUCCUAUAUGUUGCUGAAAAGUUACUUGUAAGAUAGUUUUAACUUAUUUCAAGUAUACCAAGAUAUCUGGACAAAAAAAAUUCUUAAGAUUUUGUGUUUUUUGCAGUGAACAAUCAGGAUCAGAAACAUUACACUCAGAUUUUUCUCUGUUCAUCAUUUCUGACUCAAAGUAGCCAAAGCACAACCUUGAAACUUUGCAGGAUUUUGCCAACUUUUUGUGAAAGUAUAUAUAUUUUUUUCCUUUAAGGACAGUGACAUGCUGUAAAUUGGUCUAAAAGCAACUGGGACCUUUUUAGCUAGUGUUUUACACAUCCUCUCUUUAAAACACAUAUAUCGUCAUUUUCUGUUCAGGUUUGUUGCUUCAACACAAAGAUAAUGUUUGUAAAGCCUGUUUCUUGAAUUUCAGUAGGGUGAUGGAGGAUUUCCAGGAAAUGUCAUCUCCUUCAUUUAGCUCAGACACAGAGAAAGGAAGAAUUCUCGUUAAAGUAAAGCAUUUUCUUUCUUUAUUAGCUUAAAGCUCAACAAAAAUAUCUCCAAUCACAUUAACGGUCUGGCUGUUUACUCCCUGUUCUGUAUUGAAUUAUUGAUUUUUGUAAUCCUCGAGUAAAACUGUUCUAACGAAAGAGAGGUUUUGUUGGGAGAGGAAAAAUCCAUCUUCUUUAUCCGUGUUUACUUCCCCAGUGCUCAUCCUGUUGACAUAUUCCCAUUGAAAAUAACCACAAUCAGUCAUUAUAGUUUUUUUAUUAUUAUCAUCAGUCAUAGGUUAGCAGGUUUAUAGGUAGGACUGUUACAGAUAAGGACGUGACUGUAUCUGCUUAGAAAAGCCAUGAAAAGAAAAAUCAUGAUUUAUGUUUCAUACUUUUUUAUGUUCAUUUGCUCUGUAAUGUGAUAUUGUUACGUGAGAAUCUAGUGUAAGCAGAGCUGAAUUAUAGGAAUCAUUUUAUGUGAAAAGGAAAGGAAAUGGGAGGAAAGUAAUUUUAGUAGUUUGUUUCCUUCAAAGGUAGAUUUGUGAUUUAGAUAAGUAGCGCAGCGCUGGGACCGUUUUCAGCCGCAGAUUGAUGUACACUUCAUUCGUUGAGAGUUAAGCCACAAAAGUAUUUGGAUUCUUGAAUAAUUGAUGACUCAAAACUAGUCGCACUCUUUUAUUAUCCAUCCGUUUUGUUUAAAGCUCAACUACAGCUUCGUCAGCAGGAUCCGUUUUUUGCUGCCUUUGUGUUUCUUUAAAUUUUUCUGUUUUGCUUUAGUAUUUCUUGAAUGUUUAUCAUUCACUGUUACGUUGUUUGUGUUUAAUCUCUGGCUUCGUGUGCCAAACUUAGUACAACAAGCAAAUGUAGCAGCACCAUGCUGUGCUUCAGAGUUACUAUAGUGCCUGCUGUACUUUAACUUUAGUCUCUGCUUUAGCUGAACAGCCCAAUGGAUCUUAUUGUUACAGGGUUUUAUGACUGUAAAGGGACUGUGAGGGAAACCUUUCCUUGUUUCAGUGAAUCCAACACUUACUGUAACUCUUGUUUUUGUUUACAGAUGGUUUUAUGAAUGAAUUGUGGGUUUUGUUUCUUGAAGCUGGAGAGAAAUGCUCCAUGAGUUAGUUUUUGGUAGUAGGCAUGGGUCGGUAAAUUUGCAUAAUGGAACAACUUUACGCAAAAACACUACAAUUUCAAUGUAAUAAACCAGAAUCGAACACAAAAAAAAUUAUUAUGAUCUGUUUUCUUCAUAUUAAAAAAAAACAACAAUUAAUAGUCCUGCUGAAAUGUUGAAUGAAAAAUUAGUAGGGAUUUUCAAGUAAAUGUGCUUACACGUUUUUGCAGGGUAAACUUAGUCAGGCUAUCUGCUCUGGGGCUAAUUAGUUGCAUUCCACACUACAAAAAUCAGGUUUUAUUUUAGUGUUUGUUGCAACCAGAGAAAUCUUUUGUCAGCUAGCUGACUGGCAGUACACAGCAACAGGUUGGAGAGGGACAGAACUGAGUUAUUCCAUCUGCUCCAGCACUUUCUCUGACUUCUCGCUCCAGUAAUCAGUUUUUAACCUUUUUUUUUCUUAACCUGUGCAUAUCUUGAUACCACUAGCCGACCCAUGCCUACUGUGGAACCAGAUCUUUGUACUGGACCCGACAGAGGUUGAACCUCUCCUGCUGGUCAGGUGCUGCAAAAAGCCAAAAUGAAAAUCUCACUUCUCAUUUACUUAAGUUUUUCAAAACAGGAAACUGUUGACCUAUGUUUUUUUUUUUUUGCUUCGUUUUGUCCAGUUUUGUUACUUUUAUUAUUUUUCUAUCACGUUUUUGUGCUGUUGCUUAAUUUUGUUGGUCUUUCUGUUACUCUACUAAUUGUUUUUCUUGUGUUGGACCUCUUAUUACCGUCUGUGUAAAACCAGCCAAAGUUUGCAGGUUCAAAGCACGUCUGAGAGAAUCACUGCACUCCGAUCAGACUUGUCAGAAAAUGAGUGACUUUGUGCCUUUGUUUACCGCGCUACUUUACAGAUCCACGCCUCGCACCAUGAGCUCACCCUGGUAUUUUACAUGUACAGAACUCUGUGUUUCCAUGUGGCAUGCUGCCUUUCUUUACCUCAGAACAAAAAUGAUCUAAUGUUAUUUUUGAUGGAGUCAAACGUGAAUGUCCUAACAUUAAAGGGACAAACCUCACUUUCAGACCUUAAAUCGAAAUACUAGCAUAUUUAAUUUCAUGGAAUGUUUGACUUUACUUGAAAAAAAAAAAA